This is a messenger RNA of Puntigrus tetrazona (Sumatra barb), 969 nucleotides long. Its product is annotated as odorant receptor 131-2-like. Gene Ontology annotation, biological process: G protein-coupled receptor signaling pathway. Lineage: Eukaryota; Metazoa; Chordata; Actinopteri; Cypriniformes; Cyprinidae. Gene Ontology annotation, molecular function: G protein-coupled receptor activity. Bases 1 to 969 code for a protein of 322 amino acids. The transcript has a single exon. The record is from RefSeq and is a predicted model, not a curated record. Gene Ontology annotation, cellular component: membrane.
AUGGCUGGCUCUAAUGGCACAGCUGAGGAUGUACCUUUCAUUUAUCAGCAAAUCUUUAAGGUAGAAAUGGAUGCUGGGCCCAGUGCUAAAAUUUCAGUGCUUAUGUUAAUUUCUCUGUUAUUAUUUUUCAUAAACUGUGUGAUGUUCUUUGCCCUGAGAAGCAAGCGUGUAUUCCAUGAGACGCCGCGCUACAUUCUUUUUGGCCACAUGCUAAUGAAUGACUCUGUGCUUUUGCUUCUCACAACUGUCAUGUACACUAUGGGUACGUAUUACCUUCAAUUAACCAGAGCCAUCUGCACGCUGUUAGUCUUUGUCUCCUACUGCACUUUCCGUAACGCUCCUCUGACACUAGCACUGAUGUCUCUGGAGAGGUACGUGGCGAUCUGCUUCCCUCUGAGACACUGCAACAUCGCCACACCAAAAAGGACUGGAGUCGCCAUAGGAAUCAUCUGGCUCCUUAGUUCUAUUAAUAUUAUAACAGACAUUAUUGUUGUGUUAAUUAUCAAUCCAGGUUUAUUUGUAGAGGUUUUAUUUUGCACACAAGAAAAACUGUUUUUAUUCAAAUGGCAGAUAGAUAAAUCUCAAGGGUUUGACGUUCUUUAUUUUGUGUCUGUUGCAGUGAUCAUUAUUUUCACAUACAUUAGCAUCAUGAUCACAGCCAGGUCUGUUUCGUCUGAUAAAGAUUCUGCUAAGAAAGCCCUUAAAACAGUGCUCUUGCACCUGAUUCAGCUGGGACUGUGUCUCACCUCUUUCCUGUAUGCCACAAUAAACAAAGCACUAUACACAGUUUCUGACAGCUCUUCACUCUUCAUAAAUCUUAGAUAUCUGAACUUUCUUAUUAUUCUUAUGCUGCCACGCUGUCUGAGUCCUCUGAUCUAUGGCAUGAGAGAUGAAGCCGUGUGGCCUUUAUUCAAAUAUUAUUUCUGCUAUCGUUCAGGCAAAGUAAGGCCUUCUAUUAAUGUACAUUAA